AAUGACACACAUUUCAAGUUAAAAGCACUUUUUUAUUCAUUAGGAAAUCAGGUUAUGAAAAUAAUGACAACUAACCGUAUAUCAGACAACUGUAUCUUUCCAUAUGUUUACAACAGAACUUUGCGAGGGAGGGGGUGACAUCUCACUGUCCACAGAGCAGAACUCUCUUCACCUUGUGCUCGAUGUGUGCUCUGUCCCGUCCUUGAAGUUCCCACUGUUCUUUCACACUUAAAAAAAAAAGAGUCUCUUUCCCAUUGUUCACACUCGAGAGCUAUCAAUCUGUCAAUCCUUUCCGUGUCUGAAGGGAUGUGCACGUAGAAAAAAGAAACACACACUGACGCAAAUCUAUAUACAAUGAGAUGUCACAACACUCGCCUCAUACUUUACAUGCAGCUAAAAACACUUUUCAUCCUCCACUCAACCUUAUGCAUCCUGAAAUGAGGCUGUGACAGGCGGCUUCAAGCCCACAACAAUUUAAUCCAGUCUUUCACUAUAAAACACAUUCAAAUCGACUAAUCAUAGGGACAGACGUUAGUAAAAACACUUAUGGAGUACGUGUGUAUCUGUAAUGGUCGAUGUUAGGAUCAAGUAUAUUCAUCUUGGCCAUCAAGAUGAGGGUAGGUGCCACAAGAGCAGGAUUUACCACACCCACUUCCUUCUGCAUAUUCAUUUCCUGUCCACCAGCUGAUGAACUUCACUAAAUUAAGUCGCACAGACGCGGGGACAGGAAGAGGCAUCGGAAAAAACACUUAAGGCUUAAUUCGUAUCAUUUGGCGCUGCUAACGGUAAGUAGCGGUUUUAUUCCUCUCCGUAUUGGAACGUCGAAAGAUUGGCACUCACUGUCCGCAGUCAUUCAAAGCCACAACCUUCCUCAUCACUCAUAUUGCAUUUCGUUCAGAUAAAACAGGAACUAUAUUACAUUGUAAUGUCCGAUUGAGAAAAGAACAAGAUUUCGUCAAACCACAAGAAUAUUCCGAAACUUCUUGUUCUAUAAAAACAAAAGCGUUACAGCUGGAAUGAGCAACACAAAACACUUACUGCCCCCACCCCCCCUCUCUCCCACACCACUGCUGUGUGCUUCUUUGCCAACGCAACAACAUGGAACUGAACUGAGCUGGAUCACAGGAAUCAGGGAUCACAUGGGGGUGCAGCCGUAACCUGUAGAGCUGCCCUUCCGUGCUGGUGGCGGAGUUUCUCUACGAAAACCAUCCUGACCAGUGGACGCUAAAGGUGUGAGAGCUCGUUUGAAACGGGUUAGUGUUUGGGUUGACUACGUCGGUCCUGUUCUAUAGCACAAGUGUUUGACAGACCAAAACUAACAGUCGUUAUUGUUGGGACUGACAAAGUAAAAAAUAAGUUAAGGGCACAGUGUAGUAUUAAACCUUUAACCUCCUGUUCCUCCUCUAUCUGCUGUCCUUCGUUUAAGGAGCUAGACGUUCUGUCAAAGCCAUCAAGCGACUGUACCUCAGCUGGCAUCCUGACAAAAAUCCUGACCACCAGUUUCUAGCCACUGAGGCAUUCAAAUACUUGAUGAGACGAGUUGAAGAGCUCAGCACAGGCAAAGGCACAACCGGAGGCGCCUCCUUUUCAGGGGGUCACCGGGAUUUCAGAGACUUCUACCAGCAAUGGGAUCAAGAGGCACGGCAUCACCGAAGUAAUCGAGCGGGAUUCUCUGGUGGCGGUUUUUGGACCAAUAAUGGAAAUGUCCCACAGCCGAACAAAGAGGAGGCUCAGCGCUGGUGCAGACAGGCUCGCUGUGAUCUCAAUGCAGCCAACAAUGACACCUGUGGGGGCAGCACAGAAUGGUGUUUGUUCAAAGUCCAUCAAGCAGUGGAAAAGUCUCUUACAGCCGCAGAGUAUAAAAAGCACGGCCGUCCUGUCUCCGGCAGCUCCAUCUCAGCCCUUGCCACACGAGUUUCUGGCUACAACCUCCAACUGAAAGAGCUGCCUCAAAUAGUGCAAAAUUUGCAGAUACUGGGAGUGGACGCCAAAAAGACUCAGUAUCCCAACUGCCAUCGGUAUCCACACAUUCCCAAUGGACAGUUCAAAUCUGAGAAUGAAAUGUAAGCACUGGAGAAAGCGCUUGAGCUCCUCAAUGCAGUUGAGGCAUAUGUGAAUUAGCAAUUCGAGUCAUGUAAUGCUGAGAACGCAAAUUCUAAGUCUUUAUGUUUUUUUUUAAAGUCUCUCUUUUUAGAGUAAUUUCCCCAUAUGAUUUGUUACUGAAAUGUAAAAUAACUGAGAUUUGUGCCCGGUUGUAAACGUUUGACGUCUCACAGAGGAUCAGUACAUUCAUUAUCAUUCAUAACAUCUCAUUAGGGUUCAGCACUGUCACCAUACAACUUAUGUCAUGAAAAAUGCAGAUAUCAAAUAAUUGUUGUUAUGAUGUCAACAUGUAUGAAUACUUACUAAGGACGAGUAUAAUCACUCUUCUACUUUGUUAUGUUCUAUUAGUGUCAAUAACCACUCACUGAGGACCAAUAUACAGUGAUCAAUGUGUGACUGUUAUGACAGUGUUCCACAUUUAUGGCUUCUGUCUGUGGGUCUGUUCAUCCAAUGUACUUUAUGUUCUAUUAAUGUUUUUAGGUUCUCACUGAGCAUAAAUAUACAGUGAUCGAUUUAUGUCAUGAAAAUACAUGUUCCUUUUCAUUUUUGUUAACUUUAAUAGCUACUUGCGGAAAACCCAAGUAAUCGCUGUGACACUUUGUUUUGAAAAUGCAAGUGCAAAAGUUUUCCACGUAUAAUUUUGAAAUAAACUUCUGUUUCAGUUGAAUCACCUUUUUCCUGUUAAAAAAACGAAUAAAAAUUAAAGUACAAUAAAGGAUGAAAAGUUUA
Platichthys flesus (European flounder) is the source of this 2832-nucleotide messenger RNA. RefSeq names its product sacsin-like. NCBI's taxonomy places the organism in Eukaryota, Metazoa, Chordata, Actinopteri, Pleuronectiformes, Pleuronectidae. The transcript has a single exon. The record is from RefSeq and is a predicted model, not a curated record. Bases 1531 to 2067 code for a protein of 178 amino acids.